UUAUUUCAUAAAUUAGAUGUCGAAGAUAUAUACUCAUAGAUGUUUAUUUGCGUGAAUUCGUACGUCCUUAGAAAUCCUUUACUGACGCAGGUGGGAAGCCUGUGGAUAAAGCUGAAAAUAUACAUUUUUGUAUUGGUUUAAAAUACAAUGGGCUUUUUAGCUUAGACGCCAGAGGAGGGUAGACACGGCUACGCAGGGCACGAUGGGAAACAUAUCAAUUUUUCACUCAUUUGAUGCCUGACUUGACGAGACAUGAACUUCAGCAGAAACAUCAAAUCUGAGCCUAUGACACUGACCAUGCAGUGUAGGAACUCUAUUGUAUGUUCCAUCGGAGAGAGUAGAUGGAAAGGGUCCGAGCUCGCUCUACCGUGGCUCAUUCCUGAGUAUGUAAUGAAACAAGGAGGUGGUUGGAGAAGGAUACUGCCAAUCCAAAGGGACUACCCAAACGUUUACAGCCCCAAUACCUCGUCUUCGGGAAAUUCAUCUGAUUUGGAGUUUCUGGAGAUCUCCCUCGACAAAUCAGACUACUCAGACUCUGAUACCAUUGCAGAGUCUGAUAUUGAUUUGAUGACUCCGUCAAUCGACAUUUCCUCGCCGCCUCCGCCCCUUAGAAUUGACUCACUCGUUACAACCCAUCGGCCGGCCAACGUUUCAGGCACAGGAAGGGAAUCUGUUAUUAUGGUGCCGAUAAAAUCCAAGAUGUGCGGAGAAGACGACGAUAAGAAGUGGUACUCAUCAAUUCCAACUUCCAGCUCUUCUGAAAUGUGCGGAGAAAACGCCGAUAAGAAGUGGUACUCAUCAAUCUCAACUACCAGCUCUUAUGAAGAUGAGGGAUUACCAGGAGUCCGACAGAGACCAUCCAAGGAAGUUGAUAAGGAAAAAGACGUCGGUAGGCUAUCAACCGAGACGCUGUCUGCAUUGGGAGCUUGUGAUAUCCCAAAGAGCAAGAUAUUUGAAGGAACCCUGGCAUCCAAAACUGCUCAAUUUCAGCUAUCCGAAGAGGAAUGGGAAAAAAUACAGCCUCAAGAAACAAAGCAUGGCUACAGUCAGUUCACGGGACCUUGGACUGACAUUUUUAGUGACCAUCUUAAAGUAUCCAACAACUACUGUUCGCUAAAAUUUACUUACAACAGAAUUAAGUCAAAGAGAUCCCGUAAGCACAGUGCGCCAUUCUUCCGAGGAAAGGCCAGCUGCAGGAGGAAAGAAUGUGGUGUUUCAUUGGAAUUGCAAAUAUCAAUGGAAAACGUAGAGGAAAGAGUGAUUGACGUGCAAUACAGCACUUUCACAGUAAACCACGGACUGUCAAUACCGUGUGCGAGGUUUAUGAAAAAAGAAAAGCGUCAAGAGAAGGCCCAACAGCUAAAAUCCUCCUCCCCCUCCAAACUUUUACUUCAGGGGUUAAUACUGGAGAAAUUAGAGUAAUUUAGAAACACCAAGGAAAAGACGUUAUUAUGAAUUUGACAAAUCAUUUAAUUAAACAAUUCAGUU
Nematostella vectensis (starlet sea anemone) is the source of this 1488-nucleotide messenger RNA. RefSeq lists its product as uncharacterized. Bases 253 to 1422 code for a protein of 389 amino acids. The record is from RefSeq and is a predicted model, not a curated record. The transcript has 6 exons. NCBI's taxonomy places the organism in Eukaryota, Metazoa, Cnidaria, Anthozoa, Actiniaria, Edwardsiidae.